UUACAUGUAAACGUCAGCUUACUAUUUAUCUCUCUGCUUUUACUUGGACCUUUUGACUUUUGUCGGCAGAGAGGAGCUUGUGGAGAGUUUUGAACGUGAAUGGAGGAUGAGCAGCCCCGGACAGAGUAGUGGGACGCCCCUACCACCUGAUCUCUUCGAAAACUUAUGGAAGCAGCUGAGAGAGUGCCACCAAAAUGCGCUUCAAGAAUUGGAGGCAAAAGUGAGCAAGCUGAAGAAGGACCGCUGUCUAGAUGCUCAGAGGCUUGAGGUGUUCUUCAAUCGCAACCAGCAGCUCAAAGAGCAGAACAAAAGCCUGCAGGAUGCCAUCAGUCUCCUGGAGGAACGGCUCCGGACAGGGGAGUGUGAUCGAUGUUCCAUCUUAGAGGAAAACCUCAAGAGUCAUCGAGAUCAAGAUCUUCAGCUUAUUGCCAAACUGAAGAGUGAAAAGAACAGCCUGGAGGAUGAAAACAGAAAACUACACGCUGAGCUGCAGAAGUUACAGAUGUCUCGUUCUGAGCCCCACGAGGCCUCACCGCAGGAACAGGAAGAGGGCAUCAUCCCAGACUCGCCCAUCAUGUCGAGCUCGCUGCCUGUGGCAAACAGACUGAAGAAACGUAAAAACACCAUGAAGCAUGUCCGCUACGCAGAGAUGCCUCUACCCAAGUGUAACAACUCACUCUUCGCCGAGAUGAAUAAAGAGCCCACGAGGAACCCCGGACGAGGAGAAGUGCUCGUACCCAACACGUGUGAACUGGACGCAUCCCAGAUCUCACACGAUGCGACUGAUGAUGCAGAAGAGAUGGUUGCAGAAACCUGUGCUUUGGAACUUCUUGAAAAGCGUCACAUGAAAAUGGAGACCGCUGCACGACAGCAGAGCAAAACUCCCUGGAAGCACGAUGUUCGUUUAAAGUCUCGCUGCUCCUCCCCUUCGUCCUCACGGAUCCACGGUCCAGACUCGACCACAGAGAGGUCCCCGUCUCUUCUCCCGAGUGUGAAGCGGUUUUCGGAAGGCGACUCCAUUUGCAAGGCAAAAAGAAAAAAGGAGGGAAGCGACCAAGAGGCGCGGGAAGGCAACAAACAGGGAACCCAGGAAGGGACGGACAAACACCUGCAGCCUGAACUGAUCGAUCAGACAUCUGGAAGCAAGCAGAGCUUCUUCAAGGACAGCAAGGUUCAGUCAGCACAAGCUAGGACUUCCCCUCAAAACCCAGAUGUCUCUUUUAUAAGUCCUGCUUUCAAGAAGCCAAACAGGACGGUUAAGGGGGACGCAGAUGGUGCCGGGCAGAGACGAAGCCCUCUGAAGGAUCUGAACGCUUCACACGGCCGACCUGAAGCCAAAGCCGCUGAAAAGAAGCAGGCGGGGGAGAACAUGUGGAGCCUUGACCCUGCGCUCGCUCUGUCCAUGUACGACAGCGAAUGGAGAGGAGAGGAGGAAAUGGAAGAAGAGCAGCAGCGUCACGGAGAACUGGCCGAUACCGACUGCACCUGGGUCAGCCACAGCUUACUUCAAGGUCGGGGAGAAAACGACGAGGACAGACGGGACGGUGCGCCUGGACUGGGCCAGAAGGCAAAUGACAGUUUGGAUGUGAUGUUUGACACCACAGCUUACGGAGAGUACAAAUCUUUUAACAGCCAGAGCCAUCCUGGUCAUCAUGAUGAUGAUAAUGAAGAGGAGGAGGAGGAGGAGGAGGAAGAAGAGGAGGAGGGCGAUGAACAAGACCCUCCUGAAAACGGCGCACGUCCGAGUAAAGCAGGACAGCCGACGUUUGCACACGUGGCAGUGGUCCGCAAGAAGGACGAGAGGAGGAAGCUGAAGGGCACCACCUGCAAGGAAUGUGAAGUUUACUACGCACAUCUGCCAGAGGAGGACAAACAGAAGAAGCUCGCCGCUUGCUCGAGGCACCGCUUCCUUUACGUUCCUCCUUGUACUCCUGAGAACUUCUGGGAGGUUGGAUUCCCAUCGACACAGACGUGCAUCGAUAGAGGCUACAUCAAGGAGGAGAGGAAUCCUCAGGCACGUUUACGGAGACGACAACCGCUGACGGCUUUAUUCACUCCGAAGCAAAGCCAGCAGGACGACUAAGGACUUCUCUGUGAAGGAACUGUGUGAAGAACAGGCUUCUUACUGAGUUUUAAUCGAUGGUUUCAGCGUAACGUCUGUAUGUAUAUACUGUGUGACUGGUUUGUGUUUUUGUCGACAGAAUAUUUAGAUAAAUAAAAGAUUAACCACAUUCCUGUGGAGUGCUGCCAUUUCUGAAUAACUGUCAAUGAAUUUUAGCUAAACUGAGUCAACAUCUGCAAGAAAAAUGACCACAAAUCCUUCUGUGUGAAGACGAGACGAGAUGAAAACACAGCUUGUACACAAAGAUGGUUUUAUUUGGUCGGCAGAUCAUCGGAGCGCAGACGAGAAACUAGAAAAAUAUUGCAGCAGGUAUAAAAUAAAACACAUGUUCUACACAAAUAAUCUCUUUAGGCUCUUUAUGGAGUGCAAGUGGUGGACUCGUCCUGAAGUUCAGUCAUCGUGUUUGAGAAUCUCUCUCGGCGUAAACCAGCAGCGCCUCUCCGGCGUGGCUCAGCACCACGC
Molecule: messenger RNA, 2584 nt
Organism: Stegastes partitus (bicolor damselfish)
Lineage: Eukaryota; Metazoa; Chordata; Actinopteri; Pomacentridae
Gene: rbbp8
Product: retinoblastoma binding protein 8
Exons: 19
Coding region: 107-2083 (658 amino acids)
Biological process (GO): DNA double-strand break processing involved in repair via single-strand annealing; DNA repair
Molecular function (GO): damaged DNA binding
Source: RefSeq, a predicted model, not a curated record